AAAAAGCGGUCUUUGUCUUGAAACCCGAAAAGCCCAUAAACAAGAGAUCCAAUAUAACGACCAAUAACGGCAAAUCAAAUCUAAUUUACAGUUAUGCCAUCAUCUCCCAAAUUCUUCCACUCCCGCCAUCCACCGCCGGCCACGCGCCUCACCAGAUCAACAGCCCUCUUCGUCUUCUCCACCCUCUCUUUCCUCUUCUCCCUCUACGUUUUCCUUUCCUCCACUGACUGCGGUCACCAAUGUCUCUCCGACCUGAGAUCCGUUCGGGUUCUUUUGGACAAACCAGGGAAUGUCAAUAUAACUGCUACUUCCGAUGGAGAUGUUGAUGUCAAUGGGACCAAGAGGCAUAAAGUUAUGGGCUUCGUUGGGAUCCAAACCGGGUUCCGUUCAGUCGGUCGGAGACGGUCCUUGAGGAAGACUUGGAUGCCUUCCGAUCAUCAGGGCCUUCAACGGUUAGAAGAAGCAACAGGAUUAGCUUUUAGGUUUGUAAUUGGUAGAACAAAUGAUAGAUCAAAGAUGGCACAGCUGGGGAGAGAAGUAGCAAAAUAUGAUGAUUUCCUUUUGUUAGAUUUUGAGGAGGAAUACAGUAAACUCCCUUACAAAACGUUAGCAUUCUUCAAAGCUGCCUAUGCACUCUAUGAUUCUGAUUUUUAUGUCAAAGCUGAUGAUGAUAUAUAUUUGAGGCCAGAUCGACUAUCACUUCUAUUAGCUAAAGAACGUUCUCACUCUCAGACUUACCUCGGAUGCAUGAAAAAGGGUCCGGUAUUUACUGAUCCUAAGUUGAAAUGGUAUGAGCCACUAUCCUAUCUACUAGGCUCAGAGUACUUCCUUCAUGCCUACGGUCCUUUAUAUGCUCUUUCAGCUGAUGUUGUUGCAAGUUUGGUUGCUCUGAGAAACAACAGUUUUCGGAUGUUUAGUAACGAAGAUGUUACAAUCGGUGCAUGGAUGCUUGCAAUGAAUGUCAACUUUGAGAAUAACCGAAGACUGUGUGAGCGAAAGUGUACGCCUACAUUCAUUGCUGUCUUGGACAUCCCCAAAUGUUCAGGACUAUGUAAUCCGGAGACAAGGAUAUUGGAACUUCAUCGGCAAGAAAUGUGCUCAAAUGGUUCGACGUUGCCAUUGGAUGAUAAAUCGCUUUCCUUGGCCUAAAUUCACACAGAUUUUUCUAAUAUUGACAAAGGUGUUUUAAAGAAUUUUGCUUGCUCUGCUAAGUUGAUCUCUGCUGCCAUGCUACACAUCUUAACUUCCCUCCUUCGAUCACCCCAACCCAAUUUUUUUUUCCACAAAGUUCUUUAGUAACAUUUUUACCAACAAUGUAAGGUUUCCAAUAUUUUUUUUACAUUACCUUUCUUUUUCACCGGUUCAAACCAAAACCAAAUUCACAAGGUUCCAUUGCCUACUGUAAAAUGUACUCUGCUACAAAUUGUGAUCUUGAAAUUACCCCCCCUUCUUUCUCUUUGACAUCAAA
Gossypium arboreum is the source of this 1468-nucleotide messenger RNA. Its product is annotated as probable beta-1,3-galactosyltransferase 14. The coding region runs from base 94 to 1149 and encodes 351 amino acids. Gene Ontology annotation, cellular component: Golgi membrane. The transcript has 7 exons. The record is from RefSeq and is a predicted model, not a curated record. Lineage: Eukaryota; Viridiplantae; Streptophyta; Magnoliopsida; Malvales; Malvaceae. Gene Ontology annotation, molecular function: hexosyltransferase activity.